AACAAGGAUGUUGAUCUGUUUAGUUAUCUGGAAAAAGACAUUUUACAAUUCUCAUUGAAAGGUGAUGUUCUUCUCGUAGGGGAUUUCAAUGCUAGAAUUGGUAGCCUUGAUGAUAGAAUUGAUGAUAGCAAAAAUAUGCAUCUACCCUUACCAUCCUACUAUAUUAAUGACAAUCUUGGCAACAGAAAUACUAUGGUUGUUAAUUCAUCAUGCUGUAUUAACAAAUUUGGUAAAAAAAUAAUUCAGUUGUGUAUUGAUUGCAACCUCAUCAUUCUGAAUGGUAGAACUAUUGGUGACUCUACAGGAAAAUACACAUGUCACACUCCCCAGGGUAGCAGUACAAUCGAUUACGGGAUAACUUCAAAGAAUUUAUGCGACUCAUUACAAUAUUUUAAAGUAGCAGAUUUGUCUCAUUUAUCAGACCACUGUGCUUUAACUUUAUCUACGAAGAUUAAUAUUAACAUGUGUCUAAAUGAAAAUAAUAAAAGCAAUGAUAAAUUAGAUCCUUUACCAUCAAAAUAUAUGUGGAAUGACCAGGCUAAGGACAAUUAUCAAACAAACCUUGAAAAGUUAAAUAAUAAUGAAAUUAAGAAUUUUAUGAGCAAACCUUAUAGCAUUUAUGAGUCAGAAACUGCAGUCACAGAUUUUGAAAAUUUAAUUACAAAUAUUGCAGACAAAUGUCUAAAGAAAAUUACUCCUAAACUUAAAAAAAAUAAACGCAAAAGUAAACAAAAAAACUGGUUUGACCAGGAUUGUUGGUCCCUUCGUAAGGAGUUAAGGAGCCUAUCACGUUUAUUACAAAAGUAUCCUCAAGAUCCAUAUAUCCGAGGGAAAUUCUUUCAAACCCGUAAACAGUAUAAAAAACUAAUCAAACAUAAAAGUAAUCAGAAAAUGAUUGCACAACUCAAAGAAUUGGAAAAUUCUAAAUCAGACACAUCUAAAUUUUGGAAGAUUCUUCGUGAAAUGAAUGGCGAGAACCCCAGUAAUAAUAACGGGAAUGUUCAACCUGGUGAUUGGUUGGUUUACUUUAAGACCCUACUUAAUACUGAUAGCAGUACAUCAAACUCUGAGAUUGCGAAUGAACUGGAGAAUAGUGAAAAGAGUGCAAGUAGCAACCCCUAUUUAGACAGACCAAUCUUAAAAAAUGAAAUAACUAAAGCCAUUAGACUUCUUAAAAGUAACAAGGCUUCGGCAGAAGAUAGAAUUUGCAAUGAAUUGUUAAAAUACGGUGAACAUCACUUAUUAGAUGCAAUACAUAAACUCUUUAAUAUUGUUUAUAGUUCAAAUAACUAUCCACAUUCUUGGAGCACUGGCCUGUUGGUACCAAUCCACAAAUCUGGGUCGAAAAAUAACCCGGCCAACUACAGGGGAAUUGCCAUCUCUAGCUGUCUUGGCAAGUUAUUCAAUAGUAUUCUAAAUAUUAGGCUGACAUCAUUUUUAGACUCUAAUAACAUUCUUUCCGGUCGACAGUUCGGAUUCAGGCAUGAUUGUCGAACUACAGACAAUCUUUUCAUACUAAAAACCCUGGUAAAUAAAUAUCUCUACAGUG
Molecule: messenger RNA, 1549 nt
Organism: Saccoglossus kowalevskii
Lineage: Eukaryota; Metazoa; Hemichordata; Enteropneusta; Harrimaniidae
Source: RefSeq, a predicted model, not a curated record